UAUCUUUUUUUUUUUUUUUGAGGAAAGUAAAAUAAAAUAUCUACUCCAUGAAACACCCCUCCCAAGUCCCAACUCCAACCUUCAAUUCAAAGCCCCAUAAGUAUCACCAAGUAAUGAUUUUCCUCAAGCUUUCUCAUCACCAAUCAACCUAGUAAAUACCACCUUAAUCCCUCUUUAUUCCUUUUCUUCUUAAACAAAAAGUGGUAGGGAAAGAGACAGAGAGAGACAGAGACAGAGACAGAGGAAAAAAUGUCUGUAAUAGCAGCGAAUGCUCAAAUUCUGUGCAGGGAAUUUCACCACCGAGACCAACAGCAGAAGUAUUCAAUAAGCAGUGGGAGAUUUUUGAUUUUGCAAAGAAGUUGUUCAUCUGGGUAUUGGGUUGAUAGAAGAAACAGAGAGUGCAAGAAGAGUUUGAGAAGAGACAUUAGAGUGGAUGCGUUUUGGCCAGACUUGUCAAGACCCACAACUGUUGAGAUGGAACACAUCAACGAUUGUGAUCAUCUUGAUCAGAUUCUACUCCUAGCACAAAAGCACUCCGAACCCAUUAUCAUCGACUGGAUGGCUACUUGGUGCCGCAAAUGCAUCUACUUGAAGCCUAAGUUGGAGAAAUUGGCUGCUGAGCUUGAUACCAAGGCCAAAUUUUAUUGGGUGGAUGUCAACAAGGUACCUCAAACUCUAGUCAAGCGGGGAAACAUCUCUAAGAUGCCAACAAUUCAGCUAUGGAAAGAUGGAGAGAUGAAAGCAGAAGUAAUAGGAGGGCAUAAGGCCUGGCUUGUGGUUGAUGAAGUGAGAGAAAUGAUCCAAAAUUGCGGUGGAGGUUGGCUAUUAUGGUCAAAUCGAAACCAAAGGCAAGUUAGCUGGACCUACCAAUUUGAGCAUUGGCCACAUCCUUAAUGAUGUUAGACUACUUGGUAGUUACUACUUGGUAGUUGGUUCUUCUAUUAGGAAUAUAUUUUUCUCUUGUGGCUCCUUGAACAAACGGACCAACAGAGAAGAUAGCAUUUGAAGCAAAGAACUAGCUGGGUUUGCUAGACAAUGAUGUAUUGGAUGGAGGAGUAUCCCCCAUGUAUUAAGACUCUACUAAACAGUAAUGUACCUGCUCAUUGAAAAAAAAAAAAAAAAAA
Messenger RNA from Quercus lobata, 1124 nucleotides. It is a transcript of the gene WCRKC1, whose product is annotated as WCRKC thioredoxin 1. The coding region runs from base 250 to 894 and encodes 214 amino acids. The transcript is spliced from 6 exons. Gene Ontology annotation, cellular component: chloroplast stroma. NCBI's taxonomy places the organism in Eukaryota, Viridiplantae, Streptophyta, Magnoliopsida, Fagales, Fagaceae. The record is from RefSeq and is a predicted model, not a curated record.